This is a messenger RNA of Cetraspora pellucida, 606 nucleotides long. NCBI's taxonomy places the organism in Eukaryota, Fungi, Glomeromycota, Glomeromycetes, Diversisporales, Gigasporaceae. The record is from the annotation of a GenBank genome assembly.
AUGAAAACACAUUUUGAAAAUAGCCAUGAGCAUGGUAGUUAUUUCUUUGCUGUAAUGAUGAAAGGUUAUAAUUAUACAUUUUAUGAUAACGAUGCAGAUAUUCUGAAACAUUAUUACCCUUUGAUCGAAUUUAUUAAUUACUUUAAGGAUAUUAGGGAUCAACAUCUAGAUAGUGAAGCUUAUUAUUACUUUAAGAAAUUAUUUCAUAAGCAGAAUAAUAAUCCUAAUUGUCAUUAUCAACCUAUCUAUGAUCAAUACCAAAUUCAAAAUAAUCAUCAAUCUAUUCAACAGAAUAAUGUUUUUCAAUCUCAACCUAAUCAACUUCAGCAUCAACAAAAUAAUCUUCAACAUCACUACAUUCAACCCAAUUUUUUUUCUCAACAGAAUAAUUAUGAACUUCAACCUGGAAGUUCCCAAACCACCAAUAUUUCAAGUGAACAGAUAAUGGAAAUGUUUUUUCAAUUUCUGCAAAAUAAUGUUAGCAUUAAUAAUGAAAGCAGUAUUAGUCAAAAUGAGUUGCCAGAUUAUCUUUCUAACUAUGAAACAGCAACUGCUAAUACAACAGACAUAAACAAAUUCAGGUUUCACCUCUUAUCAAUCAAGUAA